Gryllus bimaculatus (two-spotted cricket) is the source of this 318-nucleotide messenger RNA. NCBI's taxonomy places the organism in Eukaryota, Metazoa, Arthropoda, Insecta, Orthoptera, Gryllidae. The record is from the annotation of a GenBank genome assembly.
AUGGAAGUUCAAGUUAUUCAUUCUCUUGGCAGCGGUGAUGAUGGUGGUAAAGAAGAUUAUAGUGUUGUCGAAGUGUGGGGAGGUGACGAUAAUGGGAGAAGCGUUAUUAAGGGAGAGAUGAAACUUACAGGAAGAAUAACAGGGAUAAAAGUAGUUGGUUAUUCACUAGAGAUUACUCGUAUGGUAACAGCGAUGCUGAAGGUUGUGAAGUCGGUUAUUACGAUGACGGUUGUGGUGGUGGUGGUUCCGCGACCAACACGACUGGUUGACAUUCAACUGUCAAGCGGGGUGGCCACUGCCCCGGCGAUGGCGGUGAUG